AUGGCAUUGUCUGAACUGAGGGACUUUCUGACCUGUCCCGUGUGUCUGGACACUUACACUGAGCCAGUGUCUCUGAGCUGUCACCACAGCUUCUGCUACAGCUGCCUCAAGGACUACUGGGACAAGAACCAGGACAAGAGCUGCCCCGUCUGCCGCAGGAUGUCCUCCAAAGAGGAUCUGGAUAUAAACUUUUCUCUGAGAGAGCUGGGUGCGGCCUUCAGACAGAGGCAGAAGUCUCAGCAGCAGUGGAUGUGCAGUGUUCAUCCAGAGGUACCGGGCUUGUUCUGCAAAGAUGAGGCCCGACUGCUCUGUCCUGUCUGUGAGUUCUCUCUGCACACACAGCACAAGGUGGUGUCUGCAGAGGUGGCUGAGCGGGAGCUAAAGGAGCAGCUAUCAUCACAUAUACAAGCUCUGAAAGACCAGAGACAACCUAUGAGCGACUGCAGGACUGUGUUUGAGGAGCUACAUCGGUUCCUCAAACAGGAGCAGGAGAAGGCCUUAGCCGUGCUGAGGGGGGAGCAGCUCAGACAGAGCCACAGUCUGAACUCAGCUCUGCAGAUUCUCAGGGACAGACUAUCCUCUUUAAGCACCAAUGCAACCGUCACCGUAGAGCCCCCAUGGCCCAAAGAGGCCCUCCUCAACCAGGCCAAAGUCCUGGGCAACCUGGGCUUCAGGGUCUGGAAGAAGAAGAUGAAGAGUGUGGUCCACUACAGCCUCUACAACACGGCAGAGGAAAGUGUGUUUCUGUCUGAGGAUCUGAGCAGUGUCAGACAUGGAGAGACAGACUAUUGUGUGGUCCCUGAUAAUCCACAGAGGUUCACAAGCAGCCCCAGUGUUCUGGGCUCUGAGGGCUUCAGCUCUGGGACACACCAGUGGGAUGUGGAGGUGGGGGACUAUAAAGACUGGGUCACAGGAGUGGCCAAAGAGUCAGGCCAGAGAAAAGAACAGCUCUACGCUACGCCUGAGUAUGGAAUUUGGUGUUUAAAACACAAAGACGGUAAAUACACAAAUGGGUGUCGAACUCCUGUCACAGUGAGGAGCUUCUAUGACACUGAGCACAUGACACACCUGUACACUUACAAACACGCCUUCACUGAGACAUUGUUUCCAUUUUUCUCAGUAGGACCAGCAGGUGGUGCUAAAACCAGAGAGCUUCCAGAGGAUUAA
Molecule: messenger RNA, 1167 nt
Organism: Periophthalmus magnuspinnatus
Lineage: Eukaryota; Metazoa; Chordata; Actinopteri; Gobiiformes; Gobiidae
Product: E3 ubiquitin-protein ligase TRIM39-like
Molecular function (GO): zinc ion binding
Source: RefSeq, a predicted model, not a curated record